Messenger RNA from Nelumbo nucifera (sacred lotus), 2439 nucleotides. Its product is annotated as glucose-6-phosphate isomerase, cytosolic. Gene Ontology annotation, cellular component: cytosol. Gene Ontology annotation, biological process: glycolytic process; glucose 6-phosphate metabolic process; gluconeogenesis. Gene Ontology annotation, molecular function: monosaccharide binding; glucose-6-phosphate isomerase activity; carbohydrate derivative binding. The record is from RefSeq and is a predicted model, not a curated record. NCBI's taxonomy places the organism in Eukaryota, Viridiplantae, Streptophyta, Magnoliopsida, Proteales, Nelumbonaceae.
UUUUAAAACAUUGCAAGACAUCACGCUGAAACGUGGAAACAAUCCCUGCCCACUUCCUUCUCUCAGUCUUUGUGACUUUGUCUCAUACCAUUUCGCUUGACACGUGGUGUUGCAGUAAUAAAGUGCAAUGUCAGCUUCAUGGCUUGAUCGGCAACACUCGCCCACAGAUAGAGAAUAGAAAUAGAAAUAUAUAAAAGGAGGAAACAAGGGAAACUAAGCGCGCAGCGAGCGGUUUUGUUCAGUGGCCAAACCCCUAAUCUCAUCUGCAAUUAUUUUGAUUUCGGGUUCAGAUAGAGCGAUGGCUUCACGAACACUCAUUUGUGAGACAGAACCUUGGAGGGACUUAAAGGCCCAUGUUGAGGAUAUCAAGAAGACACAUUUACGUGAUUUGAUGAGUGACUCUGAACGCUGCAAGUCAAUGAUGCUUGAAUUCGAUGGGUUGCUAUUGGACUACUCAAGGCAGUGUGCCACUCAGGAGACCAUGGAGAAGCUCUUCAGACUUGCAGAGGCAGCACAUCUCAAGCAAAAGAUUAAUAGCAUGUACGGUGGAGAGCAUAUAAACAGCACUGAGAAUAGAUCUGUCCUUCAUGUAGCUCUACGUGCUUCAAAGGAUAAAGUAAUAUACAGUGAUGGGAAGAAUGUGGUUCCUGAUGUUUGGAAAGUCUUGGACAAGAUCAGCGAUUUCUCUGAAAGAGUCCGAAGUGGCUCCUGGGCUGGAGUUACAGGAAAACCAUUGAAGGAUGUUGUUGCUGUUGGUAUUGGUGGAAGCUUCUUGGGUCCUCUAUUUGUUCACACUGCUCUUCAAACAGACCCAGAAGCUAUACAAUGUUCAAAAGGACGUCAGUUGCGAUUUCUUGCAAAUGCUGAUCCAAUUGAUGUUGCCAAAAGUAUCACAGGGUUGAAUCCUGAAACCACAUUAGUUGUGGUGGUUUCAAAGACUUUUACAACAGCUGAAACCAUGUUGAAUGCCCGAACACUGAGGGAGUGGAUUUCAGCUGCCCUUGGACCUCAAGCAGUUGCAAAGCAUAUGGUGGCUGUCAGUACAAACCUUACGCUUGUUGAGAAGUUCGGAAUAGACCCUAACAAUGCUUUUGCCUUCUGGGACUGGGUUGGAGGCCGAUAUAGUGUUUGCAGUGCUGUUGGUGUGCUGCCUUUGUCUCUCCAAUAUGGGUUCUCAGUUGUUGAGAAGUUUCUAAAAGGAGCUUCAAGCAUCGAUCAACAUUUCCAUUCAGCACCAUUUGAGAAAAACAUACCUGUGCUAUUAGGUUUGUUGAGUGUUUGGAAUGUUUCGUUUCUUGGAUAUCCUGCAAGAGCAAUCUUACCAUAUUCUCAAGCCCUAGAGAAAUUUGCACCACAUAUUCAACAGGUUAGCAUGGAGAGUAAUGGGAAGGGUGUAUCAAUUGAUGGAGUGCACCUUCCAUAUGAGGCAGGUGAAAUUGAUUUUGGUGAGCCAGGAACAAAUGGUCAGCAUAGCUUUUACCAGCUAAUUCAUCAGGGACGGGUUAUUCCUUGUGAUUUCAUUGGUGUUGUGAAGAGUCAACAACCUGUCUACUUGAAAGGGGAGCUGGUGAGUAAUCAUGAUGAGCUCAUGUCUAACUUUUUUGCACAACCAGAUGCCCUUGCAUAUGGGAAGACCCCAGAGCAGUUAUUAAAUGAGAACGUGCCUCAACAUCUUAUUCCUCACAAGACUUUCUCUGGCAACCGGCCAUCCCUGAGCCUUUUACUUCCCUCUUUGAAUGCUUAUAAUAUUGGACAGCUAUUAGCAAUCUAUGAACACAGAAUUGCUGUGGAGGGUUUUAUAUGGGGGAUCAAUUCAUUCGACCAGUGGGGGGUGGAGUUGGGCAAGUCACUUGCUUCUCAAGUUAGAAAGCAACUUAAUGCAUCUCGUAUAAAAGGAGAGCCGGUUGAAGGCUUUAAUUUCAGCACCACGAAGAUGCUAAACAAAUAUCUAGAGGCGAAAUCACGAGUUCUUGCUCAUCCAUCUACUAUUCUACCAAAGAUGUAGUAGAUGUUGGUCGAGUUCAAUAAGGCUUAUACUUCAAUCCCGUGGAGCAUCUACAGAUUUUGGGAAUCGUGAUAAUACACUUGUAUAUUUGGAGAUCCAGAUACUGUCAUUCGGGAUAUCAAAACCUACAGGUUGAGUUUUGGAGCUGACUGGCUUUGGCGUGGUUAAUAAAAUCAGAAGAAAAUAAAAAAAAAGAAGGAAACUGGUGCUAUCAAUGAGUUCAACUUUGAAAUAAUUUUUGGCUAAAUUAAAGUCAUUUCAGGAUUUGCAGAUGUUUACAUUUUCCAUGGGCCUGCCAGCCCAAUAAAACUUAUUCUUGAUCGGGGUUAGAGUGGGGUUCGGUUGAGGCUGACUCGAUCAAAUCUGUAAUGAUAUUAAGGGUUUGUUUGGUUUGCAGUUGGAAUUUGAAUCAAAAUCUCUCUGAAUUGUAUUCA